Molecule: messenger RNA, 299 nt
Organism: Sycon ciliatum
Lineage: Eukaryota; Metazoa; Porifera; Calcarea; Leucosolenida; Sycettidae
Product: tRNA (uracil-5-)-methyltransferase homolog A-like
Exons: 4
Coding region: 11-292 (93 amino acids)
Molecular function (GO): RNA binding
Source: RefSeq, a predicted model, not a curated record
GUACCACAGAAUGACAUCACUAAGUCACUAUUACCACGUGUUUGGAGACUCGCAUCUACAUGAGAAAUUGCUUGGCCUGACGUACAUAAUAUCGGCUGAUGCCUUCUUCCAAGUAAACACCCUUGCCACUGAACGUCUGUACACAUUAAUCUGUGACUGGUGCGAUGUCAACGAGGACUCUAUUGUCUUGGGCAUCACCAAUGCUGAGUUUAUCUGUGGCAAAGCAGAAUUUUGUCAUGGACGGGCUGAUGAAACGAUACGGCCGCAACCCCAACCUGGUCGUCGCUGUUGAUCCACCA